CGUCGUCAUAUCCGGUUGCGUGCCGCGUCGUUUGAAGUUGUUUAUGCGUGAAGUUUAGCUCGCUAAAUAAUAUCAUUUGAUUGUCUUCUUUUAUUCCAUUUAAAUUAACAUAAUAAUGUAUUAAUCGAUUAAUUAAAUUCUGUUUAACGCUCUGCUUCUCGAUUGGCGCCAUUUUGUGGAUAUUCACAAUAACGAAAGAAACAGAAUUAUAUCCACAAGCUAUGUAAUGUAAAGUUAGUUUAUGUAACAUAAUUAUGAGAGUUUAAUGCGAGGCAGGCAUGUUCUUUGUGUUUUAUUGCAGAAAUGAUAAGUGUGUAAGGGUUUGAGUUGAAGUAAGAGCCGUAAUGUCUGUGAGUUUAACUCCAGAACAGCAGAGGCGGAUUGAGGAGAACAGACAGCGAGCUCUGGCCAUAAGAGCUAAGAGACACGCGCAGGGCAACAUUCAACUGCCCCUCGGAUCUGCCCCAAACAAUACCACACAGACAACAGCAUCUGAUCCGACACGAUCAUGUACAGUCAACAGCGAUGUCAAGCAGCUUAUAGGCAAACAAAGUCCUUUUGCAUCUCCGACAUCCAAAACUGCUUCUGCGUCCUGUAGCUUUUAUGGACAGACGGUCAAAGCACCCACAGGAGAGAAGAGGGCAUUUAAAACCCCUGAAACUGGGUCAGGUGUUCCUACUAAGAAGCCUUUGGUGACUGUUAAAGGAAGAUGUGUGUCACAUUCAGAUGAUCGGUUCAGAGUGGAGGUCGGUUACAACGCUGAACUUAUUGCCGCGUUCAAAAGCAUUCCUUCCAAGAACUAUGAUCCUGCGACAAAGACGUGGAACUUCAGUCUAAAGGACUAUCAGAUGCUGAUGGACCAGGCUGCUAGUUUGCCCUCCGUCUCUCUGAAACCCUUGGAUGGAAUGGAAGGCCUGAAUAUUUCAGCGUCCACCAGUCGCCCCAAAGAUGCAGCAGCCCUGGCGGCUUUAAUGAGACUCUGUCAGGGUUGGCAGAAACCAGGUGCCACCAUCCAGGGCAAAUGUGUUCUGGUUUCUCGCUCUCGUCUGGAAGUGGAUAUCGGAUACCAGGCUGAUGUUAUUGGAAUAUUCAAGCAGAUGCCAUCUAAAUGUUAUGACAUGAACACCAGAAAGUGGAGUUUCUUGCUGGAAGACUAUGGCAAACUCAUGUCACAUCUAAAUCAGCUGUCAUCGGUGGAGAUCGAACCUUUACCUCACGCUGUGAUUCAGUCCUUCUCUUCUCAAUUUGAGAAGAGCGAGUCCAGACCUGAUGUUCCUCCUGCGGCGGAUCUCUCCGGUGUCGAUCCGAAGCUUACACACAGCCUCAUGCCCUUCCAGAGAGAUGGAGUCAAUUUUGCAGUGUCCAGAGACGGCCGUCUGCUGUUGGCUGAUGAUAUGGGUUUGGGUAAAACCAUACAGGCCAUCUGUAUCGCCUCAUACUACAGGAGCGAGUGGCCGCUGCUGGUGGUCGCCCCGUCCUCUGUGCGCUUCACAUGGGCCGAGGCUUUCCGCCGUUGGUUGCCAUCUGUGAACGCUGACAGUAUUAAUGUGGUGGUUAAAGGCAAAGACAAUCUCCACUCUGGUCUCAUUAACAUCGUCAGCUAUGACCUGCUCAGUAAGAUGGACAAACAGCAACCAUCCAGCUCUUUCAAUGUCAUCAUUAUGGACGAGUCUCACUUCUUGAAGAACAUGAAGACCGCUCGCUGUAGAGCAGCUCUUCCUCUACUAAAGGCUGCUAAGAGAGUGAUCCUCCUGUCAGGAACACCAGCCAUGUCCCGACCCGCUGAACUCUUCACUCAGAUUCAAGCCGUGAAACCGUCUCUCUUUCCACGCUUCCAUGACUUCGGCACACGUUACUGUGAUGCCAAGCAGCUUCAGUGGGGAUGGGAUUAUUCUGGCUCCUGUAACCUGAAUGAACUGAAGCUUCUUCUGGAGGAGUCCAUCAUGCUCAGACGUCUGAAGUCAGAGGUGCUCUCGCAGCUUCCCGCCAAACAGCGCAAGGUGGUUACCGUGACGACGGACGGCAUCAACUCCCGCACCAAAGCCGCCCUCAGCGCGGCUGCCAAAGAGCUUGCCAAAGGAUGCCGCAACAAGUCUCAGGAGAAAGAAGCUCUUCUGGUUUUCUUCAGUCACACCGCAGAGGCCAAAACCAAAGCCAUCAUGGAAUACAUCUCAGAUAUGCUGGAGUGUGGACGAGAGAAGUUUCUGGUCUUUGCUCAUCACAAGCUGGUGCUGGACAGUGUGACCAGAGAACUUGGUGAGAAGGGUAUCAAUUAUAUUCGUAUCGACGGGUCGACGCCGUCAGCGGAGCGCCAGCAGCUGUGUGAUAGAUUUCAGUUUUCCCCGCAGAGCUGUGUGGCUGUUCUCUCAAUCACCGCUGCUAACAUGGGACUGACGCUGCACGCCGCCGAUCUCGUGGUCUUCGCUGAGCUCUUCUGGAAUCCUGGAGUCCUGAUUCAAGCAGAAGAUCGAGUACACAGGAUUGGACAAACCAGUAAUGUGGAUAUUCAUUAUCUAGUGGCUAAAGGCACUGCUGAUGAUUACCUGUGGCCAAUGAUUCAAGAGAAAAUGAAUGUUCUGGAGCAGGUGGGCUUGUCUGAAUCUAAUAUUUCCGAGAAGGCAGAGUCUGCCAGCUUUCACAGUAAGGACCCUCAACAGCUGACCAUCACUGAGAUGUUUCAGAGGUCCUUUGAUGAAGAUGAGAUGCUGGCAUUACUCAGUGAAGAUCAAUGAUCCAGAAGAUUUCAUGCACCUGUAAAACAGAGAAGUCUUGUAAAGAUUAUGACAUUUGAGUUUGUUUAGUUUUUUUGUUGUUGUUCAUUCUAACCAUGUGUCAGUAAUGCAAAGUGUACCGUCAUGGUAAAUAUUUAAGUUAUGACAAAUCUGGCAUUCAACUUCAUUAAAGAAUAAGCUGAAAAUACAA
Paramisgurnus dabryanus is the source of this 2922-nucleotide messenger RNA. It is a transcript of the gene smarcal1, whose product is annotated as SWI/SNF related, matrix associated, actin dependent regulator of chromatin, subfamily a-like 1. The record is from RefSeq and is a predicted model, not a curated record. Gene Ontology annotation, cellular component: nuclear replication fork. NCBI's taxonomy places the organism in Eukaryota, Metazoa, Chordata, Actinopteri, Cypriniformes, Cobitidae. Gene Ontology annotation, molecular function: ATP binding. Gene Ontology annotation, biological process: DNA repair; replication fork processing.